GCAAUACUUGAGUAUUAAAACUGCCGAUUUCAAAUACUUGGGGAAUUAAAUGUGCAUUUUCCCGUAACGUGUCAAUUAAUAAUACAAAUGCCGUCUCCACGUAAGACAACACACAGAUGGAGAAAGACCAAACAAAAAAACAAAAUCGAAAAAGAGAGAAAGAGAGGCGAUUGGGUAAAGCAGCGAUGCAUAUCGUCUUUUCAAUCGAUGAUUUGACCGACUCCUUUUGGUCACCCACCUCUCCGGUGCCGUCACCGGAGCCGCCGGCACAGAACAUGGCGGACGGGAUGACUCGAAGCCAAUCGGAAUGGGCCUUCCAGAGACUUCUCAGGGAAAUGUCCAGUUCCGAUCAAACCACCAACGCAAUCCCUCCACCGGUUCAACCUCACCACUCUCUUUCAACCGUUGAAGAAACCUCCGAUGUUAUCGAGAUUCAGAAACCACCGCAAAAUCAUCAUCGUCGAGAGAACCAGAAUCGUGAGGUGGAUCCUGAUCAGUACUACCAUGAGAUUCUUAAGAGCAAGCUCGAUCUUGCCUGCGCCGCGGCCGUUGCGCGUCGUGUGGGAACUGUUAAUCAGGAAGAUUCGUUGAGUGUCUCAUCUGGCAAUCAAAAUCAGCCUCAAGCUCAAGGCUCCGUUGUGCCACAAACUUCACCCGGUGUUUCAUCUGUCAGAUCUGUUCCCUCAACAAGCAUUCCAAAGAAAACAUAUGUUCCAGCCACCAGUGUUUCAUCACGAGAUGAUUCUGAUGACGACGAUGAUCUUGAUGGAGACGCAGAUAAUGGAGAUCCUACUGAUGUCAAGCGUGCUAGGAGGAUGCUCUCGAAUCGAGAAUCAGCUAGGCGCUCCAGGAGAAGAAAGCAAGAACAAAUGAGUGAAUUUGAUACUCAGGUAGGGCAAUUAAGAGGUGAGCAUUCAACUUUACUCAGUCGUCUUGGUGACAUGAAUCAUAAGUGUGAUGCAGCUGCUGUCGACAACAGAAUUCUAAGAGCUGAUAUCGAAACCUUGAGAACAAAGGUUCAGAUGGCAGAAGAAACGGUGAAAAGAGUAACAGGAGUGAACCCUUUGCAUUGGGCGAGACCAAACAUGAGCUCACCAUUGAACAACACACCCAACUCUAACCACAUUUCGAAAUCGGCAAUCCCGAUUACUUCUAGUGCCGGUUUGGCGCCAAACCAGAGAGUGGAGAGAGCGAAUCUCUUGCCUGAACAGGUGAACCGUGAAGGCAUGCAGAAUCAGUUUGUUACUAACCCGAAUCUGUAUGAAACCCUACCCCAUUGGAACAACAAGCAUUAACCACGACACUGAGUCCUUGGUUUGUGAUUUUUGAAAUAACACUUAUCUUGUUUAAAAGAAAAUAUUACAGUGCGACUCUGCUUGGUUAUUGUAAGGGUCAUGUCAUGUCACCCAUUUAUAUAUGCUUUGGAAGAAUGUUAAAUUUUAACUACCUGCUUUGUGGUUGUCCAAAACUAAACGUUUUAACGACGUUGAGAAUGUCGACACAGUAACUGAGUUGUACACAUGGGAAGCAGUAUUAAUAAAAAG
Eruca vesicaria subsp. sativa (arugula) is the source of this 1544-nucleotide messenger RNA. The record is from the annotation of a GenBank genome assembly. NCBI's taxonomy places the organism in Eukaryota, Viridiplantae, Streptophyta, Magnoliopsida, Brassicales, Brassicaceae.